UCGAAUUGGAAGUGCUGGUUUUGGAUACUUGAAAAAUCCAAUAUCACCAAUAUGCGUUGGCAACCUGCUGAUCUGGCGCAAGCGUGUCCUUUGGACACUAAUAUCAGCGCUUGCUCAUCAUUAGGCUUCUUAUUCUUAAACAUCGUCGCCAAUUUAUAUGGAGGAUCUAAAGACAUCAGGAUUCAGAAGGAGAUUGGUGAUGAUGAAAGGAAAGUAAAUGAAGACAUAGAUGGAUAUGAUAGAAAAGUGAAUGAAGAAUGUGAUGAAGAAUAUGACUUCGUGGUCGUUGGGGCGGGUUCUGCUGGGUGUGUCGUGGCUAGUAGAUUGUCUGAGGUCAAGCAAUGGAAGGUGCUACUCCUAGAAGCAGGCCCGGAGCAGCCGGAUGUGACGCUAGUACCAGCUCUGAGCGAGACACUGCCAGGGUCCAGCAUCGACUGGGGUUACCAAACACAACCGGACCCCUACUCGUGUCUGUCCAGGAAAGAUGGCAAAUGUUCUUGGGCCAGAGGUAAAGUGAUGGGUGGAACUAGCAGCAUCAACUCUAUGGUGUGUGUGCGAGGACACCCACUUGACUACGACGAGUGGGCUGCUGCAGGCAAUGUUGGUUGGAGUUACAAAGAUGUCCUGCCGUUCUUCAGGAAAGCCGAAAGAAAUCUCGACAAAGAAGCUUUCAACCUGAAGUACCACGGUGUUCACGGGCCACAAAGCGUAUCACGAUUUCCUCUAAUCGAUAGACCUUCCAGAACCCUAUUUGAAGGUCUCAAACAGCUGGGUUUGCGUGACACUGACGUCACUGCUGGCGAUUUCCAAAAUGCCGCUUUCCUAACGCAAGCAUUUGGCGAAAAAGGAGAGAGAGUAUCAACAAAUACUGCCUACAUACAACCAAUCAGAUAUAAGCGUAAAAAUUUAACAGUAAAACCUAAUUCAGAAGCUGUAAGGAUCCUUAUUGACGACAAUAAAAGAGCUUACGGUGUAGAAUAUGUAAAAAAUGGUAAACAAUUCACAGCUACUGCGAGGAAAGAAAUUAUUGUAAGUAGUGGAACAAUCAACUCUCCGAAAUUGCUCAUGCUGUCAGGAAUAGGUCCGCGAAACCAUCUAAAAGAACUCAAUAUUCCUGUUAAACAAGAUUUGCCUGUUGGAGAAAACCUGCACAACCAUGUUACGUUUACUGGAAUGAUCAUCGCAUUUGACAGGAAUACUUCAACCUUAGUAGACCAUGAAGAGAUGUUGGAGCAAACGAAGGAGUACAAAGAUAUGAAAGUCAAAAGAGGUCCCAUGUCAUCGACUGGCAUUUACAAUACCAUGGGAUUUUUGAAAUCAGACGAAAGUCUUCAAGCCCCGGAUAUACAAUUCCAAAGUUACCAAAUAUUUUUACAUGAGUUAUUAGAAGACCCUGUAACUUUUGAACGGCUAAAAAUAUUCCCGAACAGUUUUUACAAUGCAAUCAUAAUCAGACCACAAAACUUGAUACCGAAUAGUCGUGGUAAAGUAUUGCUUAACGCUACAAAUCCUGACGGUCCCCCGCUACUGUAUGCCGGAUAUUUAGUUGACCCAGAUGACCUAAUACCGAUCAAAAAAGGGGUACAGUUUAUUAAGAACUUGGAAUACACUGAGCCAUUCCAAUCAGGGCGAGCUAAAUUCAUUAAAUAUAUCUACCCCGCAUGCAGACACACUGAAUGGGGCUCAGAUGAAUAUACAGAAUGUAUGUCAAGACAUUACACUUUCGCUUUGGGCCAUCAAGUUGGGACUUGCAAAAUGGGCGCAGAUUGGGACCCUACAGCUGUGGUCGACCCAAGAUUAAGAGUCUAUGGAGUAGCAGGGUUGAGAGUCAUUGACAAUUCCAUAAUGCCAAAAAUUACCAGAGGGAAUACUAAUGGACCAGCAAUAAUGAUUGGAGAGAAAGGUGCUUCUAUGGUGAUAGAAGAUUGGUUACAUAAUUACGUUGCUGGUGAAAAAACAAUGUAAAUAAGAUUAAAUGUGACAC
Molecule: messenger RNA, 1984 nt
Organism: Pectinophora gossypiella (pink bollworm)
Lineage: Eukaryota; Metazoa; Arthropoda; Insecta; Lepidoptera; Gelechiidae
Product: glucose dehydrogenase [FAD, quinone]-like
Exons: 5
Coding region: 52-1965 (637 amino acids)
Molecular function (GO): flavin adenine dinucleotide binding; oxidoreductase activity, acting on CH-OH group of donors
Source: RefSeq, a predicted model, not a curated record